CCGAGAUAUUCCUUGUAAAAGUGUUAGUUGAUAUUUCACCACAAUGCGUAGAAGACAAUGUUCUGUAUUUUAUUUGAUGUUAAACUGAAUUGAAUACUAGAGAUACCAUUCAACAGUUCAAACAAAAAUGGCAACGUCUUUACUUUCAACCCUGGGGAGCAGUGUGGUAAAUCAAACUGACAGACACACACCUUCCCUUGCAGACAGACAUCAGAGAUCGCCUGACAGACAAUUAGGACAGCUAGGACAGCGGGGGGAGGAUUCAGGAAGAAGUUCUCCGGGUUUAAGGAAAUCUCCCUCCUCCUCUUCUACUUCUUCUCAGGAUAUGUCUCGUAGAAAGCAGAGGAACCCGAAGUCACUGGUCGCCCCUGCCCAGCCUGACUUAGUUAAACAGGAACCUCAGGAUACAGACGACAUGGAUGACGAGCCCCGCGACGUCAGCAACCUCGUCAAGGUGGAGCUCGAGCCCAGUGAUGACGAGCACAAUACAUCCAGCGAAUCCUUGACCGGUCAAACCAGUCCCCGGGUUCCUAGUGUUGAGGACGUCAUGAGGAAAUGGAAUAUGUUCCAGUUCGGUGAAGUAACUGUUCCAAAUCAUCCAACAGUUCCUGUAGUUCCCAUGGCCCUGCAGAUGGUUUAUCUGUAUCCUAUGGGCCGAGGAGAAUGUGGUGAGGUGAAGUACAAGAUGCUUGUUCCUAUGAAUGCUGCCUCCUCCCCGCCCCUUUUCCCCUCCCAUAGCCCACCCCUCAUGCAUUUAAAUCUUCCCUCAAUUCAACCACGCUCUCCGGUUCAGGGUUCUUUAAAACGAACAGAAGACGACAUUAAACAGUCUCCUCCUCUUGACCUAACAAACAAAUCCCCCGAACAUCCCGGUGUACAGAAUAAAGAAGACGACAUAUCAAAGAAAUCGUUUGGAAUCGAAUCUCACUUUAACCUGCUCAAAAUGAAGGAGCUUGAACUGCUGAAGAGCCCGCCGGUGAAUCGGUGUAAUGAGUGUAAUAUAAACUUCAGCAAAUAUCAGAAUUAUCUGGCACACAAGAAGUACUAUUGCUCUGGGGUUAAGCAACAGCAGGCUCAGGAGCAGGAGGAACAGGAGACCAAACCUCAGAUCCCGAAGUGUAAAAGUCCUCGAAGUAGCAGUACCAGCCCUUCAGAGCAGCAGGGGUCUGGUAGGGAGCAGCAGCAGCUUUUGAAUAAGGAGCUUCUCGCCAGGGAGCUUCUCAUGAAGCAACAAGAAGCUCUGCUAGCUGGGAUGAAAAGCCCUCAGCUUCCUCUGCUUAUGCAAAAUUCAAGAAUGCCGAACCCUCUACAGUCGACAUCACAUUUUGGUUGUGAAGGCUGCGGGAUAAGCUUCAAAUCUAUCAGUAAUUUACAGGCUCAUCAGUCAAGAUAUUGCGCCGGGAUCAAGAAAUCUGAAGAAAUGAAAUUUCUUGAUGCUCUCAUGAAGAGUGGUCAGCUUGCUAGCGGGGCAGCGUCCGGCGGGGCAUUAGUCGCUCCCGCCGGUCCUGUCAGCCCGUCGGCGGUCCCAGGAAACUCGGUGGGUGCUCAAACCGCCUUGUCGGAAAUGCUUGCCCUUCUUUCCGCCAGAAAGCGGGAUCUUGAUCUAGAAAAAGACCGCAAGGCGGAGAGACCAGCGGCAGACAAAUCUGGGGCGGAGGGCGGAGAGUCAGAUGAGGUUUUCUGCAAGAUUUGUGGACUUAAGGAGUCAAGAGAGAAACUUAUUGACCAUGUUUACGUGCAUUUAAUAGGUCAAGUAAAGAAGCGAAAAAUCGACGAAGAUAUUGCCGCCGAAAAUGAAAUAGAGCCGGAGAAAAAAAUCAAAAUGGAACCCGAGCAGGAACCGAAGACGAUUGAGCCGGAAAAAGAAAAGAAAGACGCUAUAAAAUGUGAGAAUUGCGGCAUCGUGUUUUCCAAAAUGGCGGCGUAUUCGGCCCACGCUGAAUUUUAUUGUCAGAAAAGAUUGAAGAAAGAAUAGAAAUCUUAAAUGUUAUAAUUGUCAUUUUAAAUCCUAGGUGUAAUAAACGUUAUAAUUCAA
Messenger RNA from Eurytemora carolleeae, 2035 nucleotides. RefSeq lists its product as uncharacterized. The record is from RefSeq and is a predicted model, not a curated record. Lineage: Eukaryota; Metazoa; Arthropoda; Copepoda; Calanoida; Temoridae. Gene Ontology annotation, biological process: cell differentiation; negative regulation of transcription by RNA polymerase II; heart development. Gene Ontology annotation, molecular function: RNA polymerase II-specific DNA-binding transcription factor binding. The coding region runs from base 128 to 1975 and encodes 615 amino acids. The transcript has 8 exons. Gene Ontology annotation, cellular component: nucleus.